Molecule: messenger RNA, 1736 nt
Organism: Egretta garzetta (little egret)
Lineage: Eukaryota; Metazoa; Chordata; Aves; Pelecaniformes; Ardeidae
Gene: IFT57
Product: intraflagellar transport 57
Exons: 10
Coding region: 1-1104 (367 amino acids)
Biological process (GO): non-motile cilium assembly; intraciliary transport
Cellular component (GO): centrosome; intraciliary transport particle B; Golgi apparatus
Source: RefSeq, a predicted model, not a curated record
AUGGCGCAGAAACGUGGGCAGCCUGUGCUGGCUUAUAAUGCUGUAAGAGCUUCAGGAGCUCAAUAUAUUUACCAUUUUUUCCCCUUUUUAAACAGGCACUACUUUGCACUGCCCACUAAUCCCGGUGAGCAGUUCUUUAUGUUUUGCACGCUUGCUGCUUGGCUAAUCACUAAAGCGGGACAUCCCUUCGAACAGCCACAGGAAUACGAUGACCCCAAUGCAAUAAUAUCAAAUGUACUCUCAGAAUUGCGAUCAUUUGGAAGGCCUGUGGAUUUUCCUCCGUCAAAAUUAAAGGCAGGUUGUGGAGAGCAAGCGUGCUAUGUUCUUGAUUGUUUAGCUGAAGAAGCCUUGAAAUACACUGGCUUUAGCUGGAAAAGGCCAGCAUAUCCAACAGAAGAGCUAGAAGAAGAAGAAAUAACAGAAGAUGAUGCAGAAUUAACACUUAAUAAACUGGAAGAGGAUGUUGUGGACAUGAAUGACUCUGCAAAGCAAGAGGAGAUUUUACAGUCCACAACAGAUGCAGCAGAGUGGAAUCUGGAAGUGGAACGCGUGCUUCCACAGCUGAAAGUUACAGUCAGGACUGACAAUAAGGAUUGGAGGAUUCACGUAGAUCAAAUGCAUCAGCAUAAAGAUGGAAUUGAAUCUUCUUUGAAAGAAACUAGGGGUUACCUUGACAAACUCCAUAAUGAAAUCAGCAGAACAUUGGAAAAGAUCCAUAGCAGGGAAAAGUACAUCAACAAUCAGUUGGAGCACUUGGUUCAAGAGUACCGUUCAGCACAAGCCUUGCUGAGUGAGGCUAAAGAGAAGUACCAGGAGGGAAGUGGAGGAGUAACUGAAAGAAUUAAAGUGCUUUCUGAGAUUACAGAAGUGCUAGAGAGAGUAAAGCAGGAAACAGAAGAGAAAGGAAGCAGUAUGACUGAUGGUGCUCCUCUUGUGAAGAUUAAACAGGCCUUAACGAAAUUGAAGCAAGAAACCAUUCAGAUGGACAUACAAAUUGGUGUAAUGGAACACACGUUACUCCAGUCAAAGCUGAAAGAGAAAUCCAAUAUGACUAGAGAUAUGCAUGCAACAAUGAUUCCAGAAGCCACAGUAGGUGUCUAUUAAAAUCAUUUGGAGCUGACUUGGUUUGCACAAAUUACAGUUUUCUACCAUUUGCUUUUUUGUUAGUUUAGAGGCUCCUUUUUGUUGAGGAAGGGGGGGCAUUAAUUUUUCUCUUUUGUUUCUAAGAAGAUGCUUGUCAUGCACUCUUAAGAAGUAACAUGCACGCUUUGAACUCAGCAUGGAGUCACAUUUAGUUUUGUGCUGUAAAAAUUUACUGCGGAUCCCUUCCAGAUAUACCAAUAAAUUUUUAUUAGUGAACACGUCUCUACUUCAUUGGAGAAUGUUAUAUAGUGUGAAAGUCUAUAGAAUGAUACUGACAGCCUGUAAUCUUGAUAUUCUACAGUGCUGAAAGAAAAUUGCUUGCAAAGGACUUGAAAUGAAUUUUAAAUGUCUAAAAUUGCCAUGUACGUACAUUUAAUCUGAAGUAUUUAAUUGCUGAUACUGAAAUAAUACAGCAUUAUCCUUUCUAAAAGGCUGGGUUAAAAUUGAUUUCAGCUGCAAGUAAAAGUAAAUUGUUGCUUCCACUUGAGGAAUUAAGCAAAGAACUAAUGUUGCAAUAGUUGCAAUAAUACUGGAAUGCUCCUUGGGCAGCCCUACACAAAUAUGUGAAUGGACAACCACUGUGUGUAGACAAC